GUUGCGCUGCUUGAUCUGCCCUAGGGGAUUGGUCUCCACUCGCCAGACCGGCCCCACAUUCUCUUGGCCUCUGCAGAGGAAUGAAGGUCUCCCUUUGGAAAGCAAGGUGCAAAGAUGCAAGAAGAUCACAGAGCCCCUGGCAUGCCUGGGAUAGGGUGAAGGGAUCGAGGCCCUUUGGCCUUGAUGCUCAGAAUCCUUCCCGGUUCCCUGGGAGAGCACAGCCAGGGAGCCCGUCUGGGUGCAUGGGGCCAGCGCCCUCUAGGCAGCGGAAGUGGUGCUGGCUGUACAUCCGUCUCCGCCUCACAGAGUUGAGAGAAGACUGGCUGGUGCGGGAAAAAUGCAAGGGAAAAGUCUUUGCAUCAUGUAGAGCCAGCAGUGGGGCUCCGGGAGCAGCGCCCCAAGGUCUGGGGCCAUGAACGCCAGCGGAGAGGGAGACAGCUUCUCCGGAUCAGUGCAAAUCCCAGGAGGCACCACAGUGCUGGUGGAACUGACACCGGACAUCCACAUCUGUGGCCUCUGUAAGCAGCAGUUCAGCAACCUGGAUGCCUUUGUAGCCCACAAGCAGAGCGGCUGCCAGCUGACCACCACACCGGUGACGGCCCCUAGCACGGUCCAGUUUGUGUCAGAGGAGACAGUGCCUGCCACCCAGACCCAGACCACCACAACGACCAUCAGUUCAGAGACUCAGACUAUCACAGUUUCAGCUCCAGAGUUUGUCUUUGAACAUGGCUACCAAACGUACCUGCCCACGGAAAGCACUGACAACCAGGCAGCCACCGUGAUCUCUCUCCCCACCAAGUCACGCACCAAAAAGCCCACAGCACCCUCGGCUCAGAAGAGACUCGGCUGCUGCUAUCCGGGUUGCCAGUUCAAGACCGCCUAUGGCAUGAAGGACAUGGAGCGACACCUGAAGAUCCACACUGGUGACAAACCCCACAAGUGCGAGGUGUGCGGGAAGUGCUUCAGCCGGAAGGACAAGCUGAAGACGCACAUGCGCUGCCACACAGGCGUCAAGCCCUACAAGUGCAAGACGUGCGACUACGCGGCGGCCGACAGCAGCAGCCUCAACAAACACCUGCGCAUCCACUCGGACGAGCGACCCUUCAAGUGCCAGAUCUGUCCCUAUGCCAGCCGCAACUCCAGCCAGCUCACCGUGCACCUGCGCUCACACACAGACUCUGUGCUCGACAACGAUGUCCAGAAACCAGUGGGCCUCCCUGCUGAAGACAGUGAUGCCCAGCUGGGCCCUGCAGUCGCUCUGCCCUCAGAAGCAAAGGGGCGAACGACCACCCUUGGAGAAAGAACUUUUAACUGCUGCUAUCCAGGCUGCCAUUUCAAAACAGUUCAUGGCAUGAAAGAUUUGGACCGUCAUCUAAGAAUCCACACCGGUGACAAGCCUCACAAGUGUGAGUUCUGUGACAAGUGCUUCAGCCGGAAGGACAACCUGACCAUGCACAUGCGCUGCCACACAAGUGUGAAGCCACACAAGUGCCACCUGUGUGACUAUGCGGCUGUGGACAGCAGCAGCCUCAAGAAGCACCUGCGCAUCCACUCAGAUGAGCGGCCAUACAAGUGCCAGCUCUGUCCCUAUGCCAGCCGCAACUCCAGCCAGCUCACAGUGCACAUGCGCUGCCACACAAACUCUGUGCUCGACAACGAUGUCCAGAAACCAGUGGGCCUCCCUGCUAAAGACAGAGAUGCCCAGCUGGCCCCUGCAGUCGCUCUGCCCUCAGAAGCAAAGGGGCGAACGACCACCCUUGGAGAAAGAACUUUUAACUGCUGCUAUCCAGGCUGCCAUUUCAAAACAGUUCAUGGCAUGAAAGAUUUGGACCGUCAUCUAAGAAUCCACACCGGUGACAAGCCUCACAAGUGUGAGUUCUGUGACAAGUGCUUCAGCCGGAAGGACAACCUGACCAUGCACAUGCGCUGUCACACAAGUGUGAAGCCACACAAGUGCCACCUGUGUGACUAUGCGGCUGUGGACAGCAGCAGCCUCAAGAAACACCUGCGCAUCCACUCAGAUGAGCGGCCAUACAAGUGCCAGCUCUGUCCCUAUGCCAGCCGCAACUCCAGCCAGCUCACGGUUCACCUGCGCUCCCAUACAGGGGACACCCCCUUCCAGUGCUGGCUCUGUAGCGCCAAGUUCAAAAUCAGCUCGGACUUAAAGCGGCACAUGAUCGUGCAUUCGGGAGAGAAGCCUUUCAAAUGCGAGUUCUGUGACGUCCGUUGCACCAUGAAGGCGAACCUCAAGUCCCACAUCCGUAUCAAGCACACCUUCAAGUGUCUGCACUGUGCCUUCCAGGGCCGGGACCGGGCCGACCUGCUAGAGCACAGUCGCCUGCAUCAGGCCGACCAUCCUGAGAAAUGCCCUGAGUGUAGCUACUCCUGUUCCAGCCCAGCCGCCCUGCGCGUACACAGCCGAGUCCAUUGCAAGGACCGGCCCUUCAAAUGUGACUUCUGCAGCUUUGAUACAAAGCGGCCCAGCAGCCUGGCCAAACACAUCGACAAGGUGCACAGAGAAGGUGCCAAGACAGAGAACAGGGCCCCGCAGGGCAAGGAUGGGCCUGGGGAGAGCAGCCCCCACCAGGUGGCCGACAUCGUCACCCAGAGGGCCUUCGGAUGUGACAAGUGUGGUGCCUCCUUUGUCAGGGAUGACUCUCUGAGGUGCCAUCGGAAGCAGCACAGUGACUGGGACGAGAACAAGAACUCAAACCUGGUCACUUUCCCCUCAGAAGGCAUUGCUUCCGGGCACCUUGGCCCCCUGGUCUCUGUGGGGCAGCUAGAGAGCACUCUGGAGCCCAGCCAUGACCUCUAGAAAAGGAAGCAUGGGCGGUCUCUCAGGAAUCUGAACAAGGCCGAUGCCAGCCCUUCACGGGGACACCGUAGGGAGGAUCUGUCCUUCUCUUCCAGAGCUGGCAGUCCGGUCCUCCCCAGCCUCCAGCAGCAGAGCGGCUAACCCACGAGGGCAUCGGUGUCAACACAAGGCCUCGGGGACGAUUGCCCACAGCUCAGUUCCCUCUCUUCACGUAUUCCCUGAGCACCCUGUGGCCUCCGCCAUCCAAAGGUGGGGACCAUUAAGCACAAGUCUACCCCCAUGGGGAAAGUCGCUGCAUGUGAGUUGAGACUGGAAAACUGACUGUUCUCUGGAGGAGUUAUUAAACUGGCAUGCCCACCACACUGCAUGUGAACUGAGCUGUGUGGGGGCAGAAAGGAGUCCGUGCCCUGUCAGGGUGUGUAGUAAAAUCCUGUCUUAACCUGGGUAGUGGCUGCUAGUAUUAGCCUUAUAUAUUUGUGGUGUUUC
This is a messenger RNA of Arvicanthis niloticus (Nile rat), 3301 nucleotides long. NCBI's taxonomy places the organism in Eukaryota, Metazoa, Chordata, Mammalia, Rodentia, Muridae. The record is from RefSeq and is a predicted model, not a curated record.